AUCAAUAGGGACGCGGGGGAAGGAGCAUGCAUUCCGCCUGGGCCGGCGCGGGGAGAGCCGGCCGCCGCACGCCCCCAGCGCCCCCCGAAACACCCCCCACCGACGGCUCCCCGCCGGCUGCCGGGGCUCCCCCUCCCGCGCUCCCUCUAAAGCGACGGCUUCCCUUCUCUGCUUUCUUAUGAACCCAGGAUGAGCAGCAAAGAAGACCCGAGCAAGUGCUGUCCUGCGGCUGCUCCCAUCUCCAGUUUCACCAUCCAGUCCAUCCUGGGCAGCGGCAGCGCCGACCCCCCCCGGGAAGCCGGUGACAGGGCUCCCGCCUGGCCCGCCCGCGCCCGGACCCUCUCCCUGUCCUCGGAGGACGAGGAGCCGGAGGAGAGCUGGAAGCACCGCGGCUGCUUCUGCCCCGAGGCUCAGGGCCCCGCCGAGGCGUGCCACAAGCACCAGCCCCUCAGCUUCACCUGUCUCGGCAGCGCCAAGGGGAGCGGAGCGGCGGCGGCGGGCAGCGGGGAGCGGGGGCCUUUCCUCUCGCCCUCCCAGCAGGACUGUAAGGACGAGAAGGAGAAGCCGCUGGGACCCUCCUCGCCUUCCUGCGGGGACCGGCAGCGAGACGGGGACCGGCAGGCCGGCGCCGCCAAGAAGAAGACGCGCACGGUGUUCAGCCGCUCGCAGGUCUAUCAGCUGGAGUCCACCUUCGACAUGAAGCGCUACCUGAGCAGCUCGGAGCGGGCCUGCCUGGCCUCCAGCCUGCAGCUCACCGAGACCCAGGUGAAGACCUGGUUCCAGAACCGCAGGAACAAGUGGAAACGGCAGCUCUCGGCCGAGCUGGAGGCGGCCAACAUGGCCCACGCCUCGGCGCAGACUCUGGUGGGGAUGCCGCUGGUGUUCAGAGACAAUUCCCUCCUCCGAGUGCCGGUGCCCCGCUCCAUCGCCUUCCCCGCCCCUCUCUACUACCCCGGCAGCAACCUCUCGGCCUUACCGCUCUACAACCUCUACAACAAGAUCGACUACUGAGCCCCGCGCCCGCCCCGUCGGGACCCGCACCGGGAGCGGGGCCGGGGCCGCCGCGGGGGCUCCGUGCGGGGUCUGGGGCCGCCCCCACG
Messenger RNA from Oenanthe melanoleuca, 1100 nucleotides. RefSeq names its product H6 family homeobox 2 (gene HMX2). Gene Ontology annotation, cellular component: nucleus. Gene Ontology annotation, biological process: regulation of transcription by RNA polymerase II. Gene Ontology annotation, molecular function: RNA polymerase II transcription regulatory region sequence-specific DNA binding; DNA-binding transcription factor activity, RNA polymerase II-specific. The record is from RefSeq and is a predicted model, not a curated record. NCBI's taxonomy places the organism in Eukaryota, Metazoa, Chordata, Aves, Passeriformes, Muscicapidae.